AUGUCGAAAAAGACAACCUUAAUCCACGAGAACUGGGUCUUCAGGCAGGCAUCCCCCGCACCCUCUGAACUAGCACAAUUUCGCCCAGUCUCUCAAUUCCCAACAAACGUGCACCUAGACCUCCUCCACCACGGGCUCAUCCCGGACCCAUUCUUCGCGAAGCAGGAAGUGAACGUGCAGUGGGUGGGGGAGAAGGGUUGGGUCUACAAGACGAGCUUCGCAACGCCGGGGGCGCACUGGGUGCUGGGGGGGGAGAGGCAUGUGCUCGUGCUCGAGGGGUUGGAUACCUAUGCCAUCGUCAGGGUUAAUGGCAGUGAGGUUUUGAGGAGCGAUAAUAUGUUUGUUACUCAUCGGGUGGAUGAUGGCGGCGGCGAGGAAGGGGAGGGGGAGAAUGAGCUGGAGAUUGAGUUUGAUAGUGCGUUUUUAGUGGGAAAGAAGAUUGUUGAGGAGUGGCCGGGGCAUAAUUGGGGAUGCUGGAACGGGGAUGCUAGCCGGCUUGCGGUGAGGAAGGCGCAGUAUCAUUAUGGAUGGGAUUGGGGCCCGACAUUGCUUACUUGCGGGCCCUGGAGACCAGUCUACCUCGAGUCAUACAACAGUCGCAUUGCCGAGCUCUAUUUCACCAUUCACGUUCCUUCGAGUCUACAUGACGUUAUUAUCACUGCGACAGCCGAGGUUGAGGGUCCCUGCAGUGAGGUUGUCUUCGCAUUGACUUCCGCCUCCGGAGUGAAGAUCUCUCCAUCAACCGCUUCUGUAUCGAGGUUCAAGAGCGGGAACGGAGCAAUUACAGAGGCCAGGUUUGAAAUCACCGACCCAGAGCUAUGGUUCCCGCAUGGGUAUGGCGCACAGCCAUUGUACAGACUCAGCGCCACCCUCGGGGAUCGCAUCGAUAAACUUUCAAAGACUCUCGGUAUCCGGAGAUCGCAAUUGAUCCGAAGGAAGUUUGACGACCCGGAACAGAAGGGGGAGACGUUCCUGUUCGAGAUUAACAAUGUUUCGAUAUUCUGCGGUGGAAGUAAUUGGAUUCCAGCGGAUAACUUUAUCCCCAGGAUUACCGAUGAGAAAUAUCAGGAAUGGUUGGGGCUGCUUGCGGCCGGGAACCAGGUCAUGGUUAGAGUAUGGGCCGGCGGUAUCUACGAAGAACAAAUCUUCUACGAAACAUGCGACAAACUCGGCAUCCUUGUCUGGCAGGACUUUGCUUUCGCCUGCGGUAACUACCCAGCCAUAAUCCCCGAGUUCCGCGAGAACGUCCGGAAAGAAGCUAUCGAUACCGUCAUGAAGCUUAGGCACCAUCCCUCGAUCGUCAUCUGGGCAGGAAAUAACGAAGACUAUGCAUAUAUUGAGGGCCAGCCGAACCAACUUGGAUACAAGCACGAGGACAAGGACCCGGAUAACUGGCUCAAAACUGGAUUCCCCGCGAGGUAUAUUUACGAGAAGAUAUUACCAGAAGUGGUUGUAGGGUACGGAGGUGGUGCACCAUAUCAUCCUGGAAGUCCCUUCACACCCGGAAAGGGUGAUAGCGCAGAUAAAACGGCUGGUGAUAUCCAUCAGUGGAACGGCAGGACUCCCUACUCCCCUGCUUCUCAGUUCGACACCCUCGCCGGGCGCUUCGUUAGUGAAUUCGGGAUGGAGGCUUUCCCCGAUAUCAAGACAAUCGACUCCUACCUUCCCAAAGACUCCAAAGACCGCUAUCCACAGAGUUCGACCAUAGACCACCACAACAAAGCCACCGGGCACGAGCGCCGCAUAGCCCUCUACCUGGUAGAAAAUAUCCGCUAUACAUUCUCCCCAAUAGAGCAAUACAUCUAUGCAACGCAAUUAAUGCAGGCCGAGUGCCUCUCAACCGCAUACCGUCUCUGGCGCCGCCAGUGGCAAGGCCCCGGGAAGGAGUACGUCGCUGGAGCACUGGUUUGGCAAAUCAACGACUGCUGGCCGGUGACUAGCUGGGCGAUUGUAGACUACCAUCUUCGACCCAAACAUGCCUAUUUUGCGGUUAAGCGCGAGCUGGAGAAAUUCACAAUUGGCAUGAAGAGGGUGCAGGUCAAUACCCCCAAAGACAAGUACACGAAUGCGUACACCAACGUGGACGAGAGAGUGCAGGUUUGGAUCGGAAGUUUCGUAACCGAGGAGACUAAGGGUGCCAGCGUGGUUAUUAGGGCUUUUCACCUUUGUGGGGACAAGGUCGCCGAGAAUACGCUGAAAGACGACGUAGCUCUAGAGAGCAACCGGUCUAUGGAGAUCGCAGAUAUACGCAUCCCAGGGUGGGACGGAAAACCCGACUCGCACCGGGACAUCGUCUUGGCAGCGUACCUAAUCGACAAGGACGGAAGCACUCUUGCUCGAAGAAUCGGCUUUUUCGAACCCCUAAAAUACCUAAACCUUCAAAUCCCCAAAUCCCUCAAAGUCAGCGUAGAAGACGGCUGCGUGCGCUUAUCCACAGAUGUUCCCGUUAAGGGCGUUGCGGUGGAGUGCACAAAAAAAGGUAUUGCGUUUGAAGAUAAUUGCGUGGAUUUAGUACCUGAUGAGACGGUCAGGAUUGGGGUCAAGGGGUUGGCAAAGGGUGACGAUGUUACGCUCCGGUACUUAUCGUAGGGUAGAGUUGGAGUGAGGGUGUUCGAAAUUAAGGACAUUUUUCACUACGGUAGUGGUGUUCAAAGUUAAAAGAAUUGGAAAAACAGUUACUGUACUUUCUUCAGUUCAAUUCGCCGUUUCCUAUAAACUUGGCGCAUACAAAAACAGUUAACUUGCUCUACAAUACUAUUUUUUUCGGGUA
Molecule: messenger RNA, 2770 nt
Organism: Tuber melanosporum (Perigord truffle)
Lineage: Eukaryota; Fungi; Ascomycota; Pezizomycetes; Pezizales; Tuberaceae
Exons: 6
Coding region: 1-2589 (862 amino acids)
Biological process (GO): glycoprotein catabolic process; carbohydrate metabolic process
Molecular function (GO): beta-mannosidase activity
Source: RefSeq, a predicted model, not a curated record